AUGGCGAGAGUUAUCUAUCAUGUGAUUAUGUUUAUGAUAAUGGUCGGAGAGAUCCUUUCAGGUCAGAUUGACGCUAGCAACGAUUCCUUCAAGAAGAUCGUGGAGAAUCAGGCCAACGUCAUCAAAUCGUUGGAAGCAAGAAUAUCCCAACUCGAAAAGGAGAGAUCCCCGGGUCUCAGGCAGAGCACCGACCCCUUGAGCACCAGGUUGCAAACUGUUGAGAAGCUCUUGGAUGGCGUCAAUGUGAGGCAACUAGCAGUGAAUGUCAGCGAUAUCCAGGUCAAACUUUCCAACCCUCUUAGUGCCGGGGACAGCGCCUGGGUCCUCACGUCUUCUGCCCUGGUGCUGAUGAUGACGAUUCCAGGCCUUGCUCUGUUUUACGGAGGUAUGGUCAGAGUGAACAACGUGCUGUCGACGGUGAUGCAGAGCUUCAGUAUCGUAUGCUUGAUCACAGUCCUUUGGAUGUGCUUUGGUUACAGCCUUUCCUUCACGACAGGCUCUCCUUUAUUUGGAGGGCACACCAGGUUCUGGCUUCUGGGAAUGUCGUACGACACCGGCCAUGUCCUCGCGCCCACCAUCCCAGAGCCUCUCUUCAUGGUUUACGAGCUGAUGUUCGCUAUCAUCACCCCGGCUCUCAUCUGCGGAGCGUUUGCGGACCGGAUGCGCUUCUCACCAAUGCUUCUCUUCAUGGCGCUAUGGCACUUGCUCGUCUACUGCCCCAUCGCUCACGCCCACUGGAUGACAGACGGGUUUCUCAAGGACGAAGGCAUCCUCGAUUUCGCCGGAGGCAACGUAGUGCACGUUGCAGCAGGCUGCUCAGGCCUCAUGGCAAGCCUUGUCAUCGGGAGCAGGACAGGUUACGGCAAGGAGAACUUCAGCCCACACAACAUCCUCGUGUCAGUCCUUGGAGCAUCCCUGCUGUGGGUCGGAUGGUUCGGUUUCAACGCUGGCUCGUAUCUCUCUGCGCACAAGAUGACGGCCAUGGCAAUGGCGGUGACUCAGAUCUCGACCGCCGUCUCCGCCCUCGCCUGGAUGUGCACAGAGUGGAUCAUGCGCAAACGCCCCAGUGUGCUGGGCAUCAUCAGUGGAGCCGUUGCUGGUCUAGUGGCCAUAACGCCGGGAGCAGGCUAUGUUGACUGCACAGGAGCCUUCUUUUUCGGACUUCUCGCGGGUCCCGUCUGCUACUUCGUCUGCCAGCUCAAACACCGCCUGGGGUACGACGAUGCGCUCGAUGCCUUCGGGAUCCAUGGGCCAGGGGGGGUGGUUGGAGGCAUCAUGACGGGUCUUUUCGCUACGGAGGACAUCACAGGGAAGGGAUCGGGGCACAAGGGAGCGUUCUAUGGGAAGCCGGAGCAGCUCUACCUGCAGCUCUACGGGAUCUUGUUCGCCAUCGGCUGGUCCUGCAUCGGGUCCCUCGUGCUUCUCAAGCUCAUCGAUGCGGUCUGGGGGCUGCGGGUGGCCGUGGAGGAGGAACUCAUGGGCCUCGACAUCGUCUGCCAUGGCGAGUAUCUGCAUGGAGAGCGCAUAGCUGAGCGUGAGAGCAUGGACGUGCGACGAAGCCACGAGGGCAUGCCCGAAGUGUACGAAGUGCAGUCGCAUCAGCCGACCCUUGGAGGCCAUGAACGUCAUUGCUGGAACAAAGACCACGAUGGGCAACGAAAUAGCAAUAGCCACUAG
Guillardia theta CCMP2712 is the source of this 1677-nucleotide messenger RNA. Its product is annotated as ammonium transporter. Gene Ontology annotation, cellular component: plasma membrane. Gene Ontology annotation, biological process: ammonium transmembrane transport. The record is from RefSeq and is a predicted model, not a curated record. Bases 1 to 1677 code for a protein of 558 amino acids. NCBI's taxonomy places the organism in Eukaryota, Cryptophyceae, Pyrenomonadales, Geminigeraceae. The transcript has 7 exons. Gene Ontology annotation, molecular function: ammonium channel activity.